GCGGCGGGAGAGUCGGGAGAGCAGGUCCUUCCCCCAAAUUAGGGCGGUUCCACCAGCAGGUGGCACCGCCGCGCCUGCGUAACAAUAGCCAAUAGAAUGGUCUGAUAUUGCUGGAGAAGUCGCCGCCACGAGCCGACGCUCGCGACGGAGGGGGGUUGACUGUGGAGCGCGCGCCCCACCACUCGGGCCUGUCGGGCGCUGCGCUGGCUUCAGAGCGUCUGGGCGAGCUCAGCGGAGAUGUGGGGCCGAGGCCCCGGGAUGUGCUCCGUCCUCUCCUGCGCCACAGCUCCUCGCUGGCUCCGCCCACCAGACUCAGGGCGAGGGGGCGGCCGCGGGAGGCCGGGCCCGCUCUACUCUCAGUGCAUCACAGACCGCCGACGGACGGUCAGUGAGAUUGGAUCCGGGUCUCGUCCCGGAUGUCCUACAGGACCAGCUCCCAUGGCCGGCCGGCCCUGCCCGUCUGUGGCACCAGCUCCAGCACGGAGGCGUCGACGCGGCUUCAGCGCGCGCUGCUGUUUAUAGCCUCCAGCUGCCUUUGGUCCUUUGAUCUGUGAUGUCAGCGCCGGACAUCAGAGGGCGACGCUGAGCCAGUGAGAGGCAGGUCUCCCGCGUGCGUGCAACAAUGGAAGGGUGAUGUGAGUCGACUGGAAUGUUCUGACGGAGGAGGAGACGCCAGAAACUGGACACGUCAACACACACACAGGUCUGUCUCUCUGGCCUUGUGGGGACCUCUCCUGCCUCCAGGCUGAAGACCCUUCCGAGUUCUGGUCCCCACAAGUACAACUCAUGCACCCAUCACACACACAGCCACAGCCGUGAGUGGCUCCGGCGCCUCCUGCUGGUCUCAGCAUGGCUGAAAGGAAACGCCCCCACAUCAGUUCCAGCUGCUGCCAGGAGUUGCAUCAUCGCUCUGACAUGCUCCCCCUCCCCCCACCGCUCCGGACGCUGGUCUCCAGUCUUUGUCGGGCGACAGACUCUUUGCAGCUUGGACUGGACUUGUGUGUAGUGACUCUCCAGCACUCUGAGGAUGAGGAGCCGCCGAGGGUGAAGCCAGAAGAUGCAGCCUCUGCUGUCCAGAGGCCUGGCCGUGGCCCUGCUGCUCUGCGCCUGCCUGCCGGGAGCAGAGGGCCAGGAUCCGGGGCCCCGCCUCACGCUCUCGCCGGCCUGCACCAGCAGCUGCAGCUCCAGAGCCACGGGGGCCGGGGAUGUGUCCCGCUCUGUGGAGGUCCCAGAACAGCGCCCUCCUGUGGCCAAGCUCCAGCAGUCGGGCUCUUCAAGGCUCCAGGCCCAGGUGGUGAGACAGGAGCGGGUCCCCAGAGAACACUCGGCCUUCGGGUUCUGCUUCAGGGAGGUGAAGGACGGACAGUGUGCGUCGCCUCUCCUGGGACUGAGGACUCAAGAGAUGUGCUGUCGGGGGAUCGGCCGAGCGUGGGGGACGUCUGACUGUGUCCUCUGCCCCCAGUCAGGUCAGAACAGCAGCUGCCCUUCUGGCUUCCACCAGGUCAACGGAAGCGCGUGUGUGGACGUGAACGAGUGCGUGAAGCCCGGCCUCUGUGAGAACGGCCUGUGUGUCAACACCAGGGGAAGCUACAGCUGCGUCUGCAGGCCCGGCUUCAUUCUCGACGCUUCGCACGGACUCUGCAUAUCUCGAAGCGUGAUCUCGGAGGAGAAGGGCCAGUGUUACCGGGUGCUGUCUCCGGAUCUGGGGCGCCUCUGCUCCUUGCCCAUCCUCAGGAACAUCACCAGGCAGAUCUGCUGCUGCAGCCGAGUGGGCAAAGCCUGGGGCCCCACCUGCCAGCGCUGCCCGUCCUUCGGCUCAGAGGCCUUCAAGCAAAGCUGCCCUGCCGGGCCCGGGUACCAAUACUCCACUCUGCAGUUCAGGUCCGGUCCCCUGAGGGAGCACCUCUCACCAGCGACUGCAGGUUCCGUAUUUCCCCGGGGCUUCGGGUGGGCUGCCCCGCCAGAGGUUGGCUCCACUGCUAGGUCAAAGGUCAGCCCCUCUGUGGACCCCCCUGUCGCCACCAGCAGAACCAACGGCCAGCAGAAGCAACGUGUGCUGCACAGCCCCCCAGAGUGGAGACGGCAAGACCCGCAACAGUCUCCAGGAGCAAGACUGGCCCCCCGGAGUAGACCGGCUCCGAGCUUGGACCCUCAGAAGAGACCGGACCCUCAGACGAGACUGGCUCCGAGCCUGGCCCCCCGGAGUAGACCGGCUCCGAGCUUGGACCCUCAGAAGAGACCGGACCCUCAGACGAGACUGGCUCCGAGCCUGGCCCCUCACAAGAGACCGGCUCCGACCCCAAUCCCCCGGAGUGGCUCGGGCCCUGAGCGGCUGCCCACAGUGACCCCCAGAGUUGAAGGGCCCAGUGUGUGUGAGGACAGACCCGGCCUGUGUGGACCGGGUCGCUGUGUGGAGCGACCGCGCGGAGGACACACCUGUGUGUGUGACCAAGGAUACGAGCCCAACUUGCACAUGACCUUCUGUCACGACAGGGACGAGUGUCUCCAGAACCCAUGUGGCCACGCCCACUGCACCAACACGCCAGGCAGUUUCAGGUGCAUUUGCCGCCAUGGUUACCGGGUCCACAAUGCAAGCUGCGCAGACAUCGACGAGUGUCUGGAUCAGCUGCGGUGUCCUGGUCAGGAGUGUUUGAACAGUCCAGGUUCCUAUCGCUGCGUCUCCUGUCAGAGGGGCUUCCACCUGAGCGGCCGCCGCUGCACAGAUGUCGAUGAAUGUGAGGACGUUGGCUCGUGUCCGGGUGGCGAGUGUGUGAACACGCCGGGAUCUUACCGGUGCCUGGACUGUGGUCCCGGCUACCAGCGCGUCAGCGGCGUGUGCGCAGACAUCGACGAGUGUCUGCUCAGCCAGCGCUGCUUUCCCAGCGGUGAGUGUGUGAAUGUGGCGGGUUCAUACAGGUGCGUAUGCGCCGACGGCUUCACGGCCAGCGCCGACAGCAGCGCCUGCCUCGACGUGGACGAGUGUGCGCCGUCAGUGGGCGGGGCCACGUGUCCCUCCGGCGCGUGUGUCAACACCCUCGGCUCGUACCGCUGCAUCACUUCCUGUCCACCGGGAUCCAGGCGCUCCUCCAGUGGAGAGUGCACAGCAGCAGCAGCAGCAGCCGGUCUGGAGCCCCGCCCCUCAACCACGCCCCCCAGCGAGCCCCUCCCCUCCCCGGGCCCAGGGGAGGGGAGGGAAUGCUACUACAACCUGGCAGAGCGAGGAACCUGCAACCUUCUGGCCACCAACACCACCCAGCAGGAGUGUUGCUGCACGGUGGGGCAGGGCUGGGGGCUGGGCUGCCAGUACCAGGCCUGCCCCCCCCCUCGCUCAGCUCCCUUCCAGGCUCUGUGUCCCAGUGGGCGGGGCUACGUGACCAGCUCCUCGGACGCCUUCAGCUACACAGACGUGGACGAGUGCAAACGUUUCCAGCCGGAGGUGUGUAAGAGCGGCAUGUGCGUCAACAACAUCCCGGGCUACAAGUGCUACUGCUCCAGCGGCUACGUCUACGACAGCACGCUGCUGGAGUGCAUCGAUCACGACGAGUGCGAGGAGGAGGCCUGCGUCGGCGGCACCUGCGUGAACACGGUGGGCUCCUACUACUGCAGCUGCCCGCCGCCGCUGACGCUGGACGACACGCAGCGCGCCUGCCUCAACGCCUCCCACCUGAGCGCAGACGAGGGCGUGUCGCUGUGCUGGCAGCACGUCACCGACCUGGUGUGUCAGAGUCCUCUGCUGAGUGGCCAGGUCUCCUUCGCCGACUGCUGCUGUCUGUACGGCGCCGGCUGGGGGAUGGAGUGCGCGCUGUGCCCGGCGGCCGACUCUGACGAGUUCGCCGCCCUCUGCAGCCCGCGCCUCUUUCCCUCACCACCGGAACCGUUGGCCCGACCGGAUGCCAGUCCCGGAGCAAGACGGGGCGCCAGGUUGCGAGGCCGGGCCUUUGGCGGGCGUUGGUCUGACGACGGGUUUUCAGGUCUCCCGAGAGCAGACUUCAGGUCUUACCCCGACGGAGACCUUGGCGCCGGCCCUCCAAGGCCGCCCUCCUUCUACCUGCCUGCGGACCCUGGAGCAGAGCGGCCCUUCGCAGCUCUCCCUCCUCCACUGCUAAGUGAGGACGACGCUGAGGUCCGGUCGCCCUUCUACGACGGCAGAGCCGGAGCGCAGAGGCGGGCUCACCACAGACAGCAGGAGGCGUCGGCGGGCGGCGACUGCGGGAUCCUCUUCGGCUGUGAGAACGGAAGAUGCGUCCGCGUUGCUGAGGGUUACACCUGUGACUGUGACUUCGGUUACCAGCUGGACUUGACCUUCAUGACAUGCACAGACGUCAACGAGUGCGAGGACGUCGCCGGCGUGGACUUUCCCUGCGUCAACGCUCGCUGCGUCAACACGGAGGGCUCGUUCCGCUGCGUGUGCAGGAGGGGAUACGUGAUGUCACACAGACCCAACCACUGCGUGGCGGCGUAGAGGAGACGCC
Synchiropus splendidus (mandarinfish) is the source of this 4472-nucleotide messenger RNA. Its product is annotated as latent-transforming growth factor beta-binding protein 4-like. Lineage: Eukaryota; Metazoa; Chordata; Actinopteri; Syngnathiformes; Callionymidae. Gene Ontology annotation, molecular function: calcium ion binding. The record is from RefSeq and is a predicted model, not a curated record. Bases 1058 to 4462 code for a protein of 1134 amino acids. The transcript is spliced from 26 exons.